AUGUAUUUUCUUAUAUUAGAAAAUAAAAGGUACUUUUGUAAAGACUGAGAUUGUAGUUCCUUGCCAACCAACAACCCAUAUAAUACUCUACUCCCCAACACCAAAACACAACACAAACUUAGAAAUGGAAGAAGAGAAGAGAUUGGAGCUUAGACUGGCUCCUCCCUGUCAACAAUUCACAUCCAACAACAACAUCAAUGAAUCUACACAAAGAAGCCUCACCAAAGAAACAGCAUUUGUUUUCAAUAACAGGGCUGAGACAGCUCUGGUGGUGGGAUGGCCGCCGGUAAGAUCAUCCCGGCGAAACCUUACGGUGCAGCCAAAAGAGGAGAUGAAGAAGGGAGUGAACGAUGAAUUGAGAGAGUUGUACGUUAAGAUCAAUAUGGAAGGAGUUCCCGUUGGAAGAAAAGUCAACCUCUCCGCUUUUAACAACUACCAACAGCUUUCACAUGCUGUUGACCAACUCUUCUCUAAGAAAGAUUUGGCUGAUGUAAACAGACAAUACACUUUGGUCUACGAAGACACUGAAGGAGAUACCGUUCUGGUCGGAGAUGUUCCGUGGGAGAUGUUUGUAUCGACAGUGAAGAGAUUGCACGUUUUAAAGACCUCACACGCCUCCAUGCUCUCACCUAGAAAACAUGGCAAGGAAUAAAGUGAGGUUACCAAUAUCAUCAGUUCGAUGUUUUGUUUAAAGUGUAAUUUAUGUAAACCAUGUGGCUUGGCUUGAUUUACUGAGAUUUCUUUAAUUGGUUGGUUAGAUUUUGUUUUUCCAACUUAUGUUCAAUGUUUUUUUUUUUGCUUAUGGAAGACGAAUAUGUGUAAAUAUGCUGUUUGUUUAAGAUGGGUGGUAUUAUUAUGUUA
Molecule: messenger RNA, 861 nt
Organism: Brassica oleracea var. oleracea
Lineage: Eukaryota; Viridiplantae; Streptophyta; Magnoliopsida; Brassicales; Brassicaceae
Product: auxin-responsive protein IAA28-like
Exons: 4
Coding region: 125-652 (175 amino acids)
Biological process (GO): regulation of DNA-templated transcription
Cellular component (GO): nucleus
Molecular function (GO): protein binding
Source: RefSeq, a predicted model, not a curated record